AUGAUGUGUUGCGAAGGUUUACAGUGGAAGUUGCUUGCUCUGGGGAUAUUAAUAACAGGGACGCCACCCGAUCCGAACUGCCGCGCCAAAGUCUGGGAGUCUGAAAUCCAAGCUAGUUGGUAUCACGAUAACGACGAGUACGGGCAGCGCCUAGAGGAGCGCAGAAGGCAGCGGCAGCCGUGUCAAUGUUCACCUGAUCAACGUCCUAAAGACUUGUUCGUUGUUUACUCCGAGAAGAUUUUACAGGAUUUUGCUGACUGUGAUAGCUAUGACCUUGGGACUAAUCCCCUCUUUGAUGAUCGCGCAGAUGAGUUUGUCAUCUAUGAUGAUCUCGUCAAGUCUCAUCUUCCAAAACAAGGCCCCGAUCGUGUUUUUGGUUUACAAAAUACGCAAAGCUUUGACUCAUUGCUGUCUAGUCCCGUGAGACCAGAUAUUCAGAAAAGACCAGAUGACACUGUUUCAAAUCUCCUAAAGACCACGCCAUUUAAAACACAAGCAGACCUCCUUUUAUUUCCUUUUCUAGUACUUGAAGCGAAGUCUGAAUCAAGUUCACGUGGUUUUGAGGCAAUACUAACUCAGACUUUCUUCCCCAUACGAACUCUUUUGCAGCUGCAAGAUGACUUGCGGUUGUAUGUUCCUGAAGGAGAAGAAGCCUUUGAACCAUUGGUUUGGUUUCUUGCAUCUCGCGGGGACGCCUGGAGACUCUAUUGUGGAACUGUGUUGAAGGGGGGAAACGGAGAGCCAACGAAAUAUGAAACAACCAUGUUAUGGGCAGGCUCUUUAUUGCUUAAGGAUGAUGCGCUACAAUUAGUGCUAAUUGUCGAUUACAUUAUGGAUUGGGCUAGAGAUGUCUACCGCAUUGCAAUCCUGAGACAACUUAAAUCGAUGGUUACGGGUGAGCCUUUUGAUCAGAUAAGUCUUGCCUAUAGUACCAUGUCUUCGAUGCGAAGAGACGUAUCCAGAUGGAUCCCUGCACCGCCUAGUACUGUUUUCAAUGGGUUGGAAACAGCGAGUGAGAGCCAUGAGGAUAAUACGCCUUCGAAGCCGUUAGACCACCAAGCACUACUUGAUAUUCAGAUACCCAGCACCGAACUGGGAUCUCUCCGGUCAGCCUCCAAAUCAAAUUGUCGUUUCGCCUGUCUUUAUCUUACAGAGGGCCUUCUUCCAAGCUUUCUGCAAGUGAUUGCGGGCCGCAGAGACAGCAAAGACAACACAGCAAAGGCUUCACGACAAAUAAUCAACUUUGUCUCGCAGUUUGAUGAUACCUUACUGAUGUCACAAGGAGACCUCGAUCUGAUUGAGUCGCUUUGGACUGGUACGGUCACAUCAUCCAAUCCCGAUGAGAAUUUCGAAGACUUUUAUGUCGUUAUGGAAGCAAGUUGGUAUUUCAACCCUUCUUGGGAUCUUACUAGAGAAAUAUCCUGCUUGGCUAUCACGAAGUCAGCGUUCAACACGUUAAAGACGUAUGCAAAGUUUAAAGUUCGGCACAAGGGUAUUGAUAGUCUGCCACAAUGUGAAAGGCGUUGCACUAGAGGUGUCAUUCGACAGUGUAUUGAAUGCCUCCGAUCUGGUUCACCUUGGCAAAACCUUUUGUCUGCCAUCUCGUGCACAGUUAUAACGGUUUAUCCACUUCCUACUCGAAGAAGGGAUGACUUUACACCCCCAGUUGAUGUCCUUGGCUUUGGAUAUGUCAAAUACAGUCAAGUAAGGUCGUUUGUGACCAAAUUUUUGAAAAAGAGUUUGUGGAAGCCAAAAGACAAAACAAGGUUAUUAACAUCUGAAGUGAGGUAUUAUAUGUCGUUAGGAUAUACGAGAGAGGAGGUUUUCAAGAUGAAAACAGAAAAACCACCCAAGCACACGGAUACGUCGUGGAAACGCAUCUCAGAGCAGUCGAUUAUUGUUCUUGAAGAGGACUCACAUAUUUGUGAAAAUGCAAAAGAUGUACUCUGA
Molecule: messenger RNA, 1950 nt
Organism: Talaromyces stipitatus ATCC 10500
Lineage: Eukaryota; Fungi; Ascomycota; Eurotiomycetes; Eurotiales; Trichocomaceae
Exons: 4
Coding region: 1-1950 (649 amino acids)
Source: RefSeq, a predicted model, not a curated record